AUGGUGUCCCAAAAAAGAAAAUCUGUCUCUAAAGACAACGCAAACCAGGCUGAGGAAGGUACCGGACUUUUACCACCCCAACGGAAAAUGCUCCGGUCUUACUCAGCAGCUUUGAAAACACGCAUUCCGAGUUUGCAUGCGGAUCAACCCUGGAUCGCCAGACUUCCCAUUGAAAUCUUAAGCAUUAUAAUCCAAUCUGCUCUUGACGACGACCAAGAAUACUAUGAUCCUGAUACCCUCAACGUUAAAAACGUAAAGCCAAAGCUGAUGUAUGGCUUUAUUCCAAAGGAUGAUGCAUAUCGUUACGCUCCUGUCUGUUCACUACUGAAGGCUUUCCCACGACUCCGCAGCGAGAUUCUGAAGGUUUUUUUCUCGAGAAAAGUGGAUUUGAUUAACAUAACAGGCGAAGCUGGCCUCGAAUUCCUCCAAUCACUCUCAGCCUCAGAAAUUGAAACUUAUCCUCGACAGUUAUGCGUUCCAUGGUACGGUCGACAGUCGGACGUCGCAUUCCGAAGACUUGCAAGGUGUAAAAAUUUGAAAAGUUUACAAGUUCUUAUUAAGGAUGACUCACACAUACAUCGUAUUGCCAAAUUGAAUCAGUCCUUGGACAGAUGUCCUGGAUGGGAUUCUAUCAUGAGUAUUCGAGGGUGCAAGGAAACUUCACUUGUCGUCGUCGCUUUCCGCCCGUCUACCACACAAAUUCAUCGCGUUUUUGUUAGACAGGUCCGUUCCGGUGCCAGAAUCCGUGAACAGGUUCUUAGGCGCGAGUUUACGCCGGCGACACAAUAUAGGAUGGAUAUUGCUGGUCUGGAACGACUAGGAGUUGUCUCAUACGUCGAUAUGGCAAGGCUUAUGCAGACUACUUGUUCCCAACCCAGAUUGCAGCAAAGUGAAGGCGGCACAGGAUAA
This is a messenger RNA of Glarea lozoyensis ATCC 20868, 909 nucleotides long. RefSeq lists its product as uncharacterized. The coding region runs from base 1 to 909 and encodes 302 amino acids. Lineage: Eukaryota; Fungi; Ascomycota; Leotiomycetes; Helotiales; Helotiaceae. The record is from RefSeq and is a predicted model, not a curated record. The transcript is spliced from 2 exons.